Mercenaria mercenaria is the source of this 2682-nucleotide messenger RNA. Its product is annotated as pancreatic triacylglycerol lipase-like. The transcript has 7 exons. The record is from RefSeq and is a predicted model, not a curated record. Gene Ontology annotation, molecular function: lipase activity. The coding region runs from base 264 to 1334 and encodes 356 amino acids. NCBI's taxonomy places the organism in Eukaryota, Metazoa, Mollusca, Bivalvia, Venerida, Veneridae. Gene Ontology annotation, biological process: lipid metabolic process.
UGUUGAGAAUUGAUUAAGAUGUGAAAAUGAAGAAAUGUUAGUUUAUGGAAAUAUUUGUCCAAGGAAGUACAUUUAUUUGUUGUUUUAUUUUAUGUAGAAAGAUCUUUGUAAAAUAAAAAGGAGCAGUAAAUGCCGAUCUUAUAACGAAUUUAUUUGUAAUUAAAACCAUUCUUAUUUUAAAUACUGUGCCAGAAACAAACAAAUCUAGGUCUUUUUGGAUACUAACGUAAAGAGUGGUUAAAAUUUUAUACGGACAUGACCCCAUGGACAAAUAUGCAAUGCGGAAGAAAACUAUUAUGGCAGUUUUCAACUGGCUUUUGUUCAUCUUCCUAUUCGGUCUCUGUAUAGUGUACGUAACACCGAAGCCGCCGGCGGAAAAAUGUUUCAUUAUUGGCGAUGAAACCAAAUGUUUUAGUAAUGGAACGCCAUUCCAUGAAAUAAGUAGUUUGCCCGAAGAUCCAAGUGAAAUACCGACAACAUUCCGUUUGUAUGUUAGAGGUCACCAUCCUGAAAAAAUAUUCAAAUUCGGAAAUGAAAUAUCGCAGUAUAUACCGGAUAAAGAUACAAUUUACAAUGGUACGAAACAGACUGUGUUUAUUACCCAUGGUUGGCAUGGACGCGGGAACCAGGAUUGGAUUAUCAGGGCUAAAAACCAUAUCAUGGCUCUGACUAGGGCCAACGUUAUAACAAUUGACUGGAGAGCUGGCGCCGCAGGAUCUUACUAUCAAGCUGUUGCCAAUAGUCGCUUGGCAGGAGCGGCUACAGCUUAUGUAAUGAAAGUUCUGCACCAGACAUUUGGAACUAGUUACAGCAAUAUGCACAUGAUAGGCUGGAGUUUAGGGGCCCAUCUCGCCGGUUAUGCCGGCGAAGAGAUAAAAAAGUCUGACAAUUUGUUAGGAAGAAUUACAGGUUUGGACCCCGCAAGUUUAGGCUUUACAGGUGACGGGAAGAAACGUGUAAGACUUGAUAAAAGUGAUGCUUCCUUCGUAGAUGUCAUCCAUACGGACUGUGAUUCUGGAAAGGGAAUACGAGAAGCGAUUGGUCAUGCGGACUUUUAUCCUAACUACGGUGUACAUCAGCCGGGUUGCAAGGACAAACAUAUGUGCGAUCACGCCAGAGCGCCGGCGUACUUUGGUGAAUCUAUUAUACAUGCUUGCUCGUUUGAGUCAAACCCAUGCCCGUUAUCGAACAUUUUGGCUCGGUCGGGAUGUAAUGCAACAUGCACGAGCGGGUGUGCACGAAUGGGAUUUUAUGCAGGUUAUGAAGCAAUGCUCCCGAACGGAACAUUCUACCUCGAAACUAACGAAGCUGCACCAUUCUGUAUAAGCGUAUGACACAAUUUACAUGGUUGACAAUUUUAGAGCAACAUAUUUGAACUAAGGGGUAUUAAUGUCAGGACAACAUCAUCAAAAAAGCAUGCUUAAAUAUUGUUUGAGUGACAAUGUCUUUUUGUGUUUUAUAUCAACUUGUGAAGUACGUGAAAGAGGUGUUUCAGCUUUACGGACGGAAGAAAAUAAUAACACUAAAUUCACCCUAUUCACUGUCAUGAAGAAGGUAUCCUUUCCGUAUUUACGUAAUCUGCACAAAAUAAGUGCAAGAUUACGUUAACCCUUACCCUGCUAUAUUUCUAAAAUGGACUGGUCCAUCUUUCAAUUUGGACAGUACCACAUAUCAUUCAAAGGGGUUUUCACUGAAAAUUUACUGACUGAAUAGCGAACAGUGCAGACCAUGAUCAGACUGCACGGAUGUGCAGGCUGAUCUUGGUCUGCACUGGUCGCAAAGGCAGGAUCAUCUGCCGCCAGCAGGCUAAGGGUAAAGUUACAGUCUGCUGUUAUAUGUAUAUUAUAGUAUUUUCAAAACUUUUCAGUUUUAAGGUAACAUGUCACAACUUUCUUUUUCUCAGAAUGUUUGAAAGUAAAUCUCCUACUAUCCAAUAUUGGGUAGGCCUAAAUGAGAAGUCAGAUUUUUUUUGAAAGUAAUUAGUCACUUGCUGUUAAAUGAUCACUUAUAGAGUAUUAAUUCCUGUUCUACCAAGCUUUGUCCAUGGAAUAUUCAGAAAUUCACGACGUACAUGUUUCCCCGCUGGAUGGAAGUGUCAGUAAUUGUGUACUUGUAUGUUCUGCAUAAAAAUGAUUCUAUUGACUGCGUCAUCAAAUUGUCUUUUUAUCAAGCUAUGGUUAAAUCCCAGUACUUAGCAUAACAGGCCCCGUGUUCACAAAACAUUUUCAGUCUCAGCUGAGUUUGAUAAUGAAACUUCAUUUGUUAUUUAUAUCUAAAUAGCAUGUUUAAAAACUACAUUUUAAGUUAAUAACUAUUUCAAGUGCAUGACUAUUCAAUAUUGAUGGUCAGUUUAGUAAAAUUGAUAUUAAAAUUUCAAACUCAAACUCAGCUGAGACCAAAAAAUGUUUUGUGAACACAGGGUCAGGACUACGUACGCCUCUAAAUUUACGUUUGUGGCAAAUUCAGUCACACAGCAGACAAAUGUGUUUCAAAACGAUAAAAAAGAUUACUGAAUCAGUUCAAUUAAUUUUGAACAAAGUAGAAAGAAACUAUGUCACCAUCUUUAUUGCAUGCAGAUUUUAUCACGUUUUAUCAUUUACUGGAGUAUUUGAUGUCGUUUCUUUUUAAAUGACACGAUUUGAAUAUGGUCUUGUAAUGAAAUAAAAUAUCAUUAAAAUUGUA